Molecule: messenger RNA, 3628 nt
Organism: Malania oleifera
Lineage: Eukaryota; Viridiplantae; Streptophyta; Magnoliopsida; Santalales; Ximeniaceae
Exons: 5
Coding region: 392-3304 (970 amino acids)
Source: RefSeq, a predicted model, not a curated record
CUACGGCGUUCGAUGUACGCGAGCGCACCCAAGUGGGCCUCACCGGCGGACGCUCCUGCUCCGCCAUCUCCGCGGGCACCAAAAUUUUGAACAUUAUUUUUUUAGACGAAAUUGCCCUUCUUUGUUCGCUAAAGCGGGUUUCUGCUCUCUCUCUCUCUCUCCCUCGCCUUUUGAUUUGUCUAAAGAAAAUCACUGAAAAAGAGUCUCGUUGCUUUCCAUAUUCUUCGAUCGAUUUGGCGUGGAAUUCCGCUGUCGGCGUUAAAUUUCCGGCGUCAAGGGUACUUCCUGCUGUAUUUCACAGCCGGCCGCCAUCGCCGUUAUACCGGGGGAGACUGAUUGACGACAUGGAAUUUUUAUGACAUGUUAAUCAAUUCUGGUUGAAGACUCGCAGAUGAAGAAGCUAUUCUUUUUCAAAUCUUCUUCAUCCAGCAGUGGAAACAAUCAAGUUCCUCUGCCAUCAACAGAUAAGCAAGUUUACUGGGAGUACCCGUUGGAAAAUGGGCUCAACAAUCAAUCUAGAGACAAGGUUGAUAACAAUUUUCGAAGCCCCAAGGGACUGUCUUCUAAAGUCCGGAAACCAGCAUCUGAAACCCAGAGUGCUGCUACCACUCCAUGUCUUAGAAGGAGCCUCUCAUUUUCAUCAGCAGUCUUUAACAGCAGCAGUGGGCUCAGCCAAAGGAACUUGUCCUGUGCAAGUGAGCAAAGUAGAUCUCCUUCAAGUAGCAGCGGUAGUAUCUUGCCUCUGCAACUUGAUCGUUCAUCUUGUUCUCGUUCUACAACUCCAGAGAGGCAAUUAAAAGCAAAAAGACUUGAAGCAGCUGCUUCUCAAAAUGUACAUCGAACAGAAAAGCCUGAUUAUGCUGGUUCUUCCAGAGUUCACAAUGAUUCAUCAGGAAAUUCUUCCUCGUGCUCCAGCAAUGUCUCAAGUAGAGUUUUGGACCUCUAUAUUGAUGGAGAACAGCAGCAGGAAAGGAGCAGGCCCAGGAGCAGUUCUUCUCAGAGAAAUAAUAUUGGCAAUGGAAAUGGUGGUGGGAGGCGUCCCCCACGAGUUCAGUUUGCAGCACCUGUCUCACCGGUCGAUGUUAUCAAAGAUAGACCAAGCUCUUGCUCAUUUAGAGAAGCUACAGGGACUCAGCUUUAUUUUUCAUCUAAAGAUUUGGCAGAGAAUGGAUUUGGGCAUGAAUCUCCACGAAAACUUGCAAAGAGUGUGAUCGACAAACUUUCUCAUUCACAUGUGUCUACCAAAAAAAUGUUGAAUGGUUGCGACCCUAAUAUCCCAAUUACAGUUAAAGAUGUUUAUGGUGAAUCCUUGAAUAGAUGCUCUGGUUCAAAUUCAGAAGGAAUGGGUCGAAGAGAUAUUCCAUUGAAUGAACCUUAUGAAACGAUCAAUGGGUAUCAUCCCAAGGCAGUAUCAAGUUUCCAGAAGCAAAACUGUUUUUUUUAUGAUAAAUGUGGGGUUCUAAAUUCUGUUGAUGACGAAGAGGAUACAGACAUGGAAUUACGUAGAAAAUUCAAGGAAGCUGAACAGAGGUUCUUGUUUCUUUCUGAAGAGAUUGAGCAGGAAAGUUUUCUUCCAGAUGGUGGGUUCAGUGUGCCAUCUUUGGUUCAGACAAUUAGAAAUUUAAUCGAGGAGCGCAUAAGCUUGGCACUUGAGGUUUCAGCAGCUUUACAGGGUAGAAUUGAAGACAGGACUUCUGCUAAGGAACAGCUGAGACUGGCAAAAGCAGAAUUGGACUCGCAAACCCGAAGGUUAGAGAAGGAGAAGAAUGAGAUGCAAUCAGGAUUGGAAAAGGAGUUGGACAGAAGGUCGAGUGACUGGUCAUUCAAGCUUGAGAAAUACCAGUCAGAAGAGCAGAGGCUUCGUGAGCGGGUAAGGGAACUUGCAGAGCAGAAUGUCUUAUUCCAACGGGAACUUUCUUCCCUUCAUGAGAGGGAAGCAGAGAGAAGAAGCAUGAUAGCACAGUCAGAAUUACAACUUAAGGACCUGUCUACAAAGAUGGAGGAAGCAAAAAAGCAGAAUCGAGAUCUUCAGCAGAAUCUUUCUAUCUUACAAGAGAAGUAUCUGGUAGCAGAAGAAGAACGAGGUUGCAUCCAAAGAAAUUAUGAAGAGAAGGAGAAAGAGUGUAAGGAGUUGCACAAAUCCAUUACAAGAUUACUAAGAACCUGUAGUGAACAGGAGAAAACAAUUGAUGGGCUGCGAGAAGGACUUGGUGAGGAGAUCAGGAAGAAGCAAUCUUAUGAAAGUUUGGACCGGCACGUGGAUAAAUUGCAGAUGGAGCAAAUGAGACUGACAGGAGUCGAACAGGCAUUGAGGAAGGAGGUUGAAUCAUACAAGUCUGGAGUUGAUUCUCUUCGGCAUGAGAAUAUUAACCUACUAAACCGUCUAAAAAUUCUUGGAAAAGAGGGCGGUUUUUCUACUUAUAAGCUGGACCAGGAACUGUGGACCCGCGUCUGCUGCUUGCAGAGUCAAGGUCUGUUAUUGCUCAAAGAGAGCAACCAGCUCUGCUCAAAGUUACUAGAAUUUAUUAAGGGGAAAUCAGGCUAUACUUUCGACGCUAAGCAUGGUAUAGAAGUUGUUAAAGGUGGUUUAGAUGGGCAAUUUGUUGUUGAAUCAGAUAUGAAAGUCCAGGGUUUCAAACGAUGUGCUGAAAAUCUCACAAAGAGUUUGCAGACAAUGUCCACUAUACUGCAGGAGAAGUCCAGCAUGGUUGUUUUAGAAUCCCAGCCACAGUGUUCAAAUGAUGGUGGAUCAGGGCAACCAAAUGAACAAACUUCAGAGGAAUCUAUACGAUUUGAGCUUAAACAAGAGAUUUUAUUAACAAGUGUUUUACGAGACAAGCUUUAUUCUAAAGAGCUGGAAGUUGAGCAACUGCAAGAAGAAUUGGCAACCGCUGUACGAGGCAAUGACAUCGUCAAAUGUGAAGUCCAAAAUGCAAUGGAUACCUUGUCGUGUGCCACCCACAAGUUGAAAGAUCUUGAACUUCAGAUGCUGAAGAAGGAUGAUAGCAUAAACCGCCUCCAAAACGAAGUUCAGGAAUCUACAAAAGAAUUAACGAUUAUAAGGGGUAUACUGCCGAAAGUUUCCGAGGAGAGAGAUUUGAUGUGGGAAGAAGUGAAGCAGUACAGUGAGAAGAACAUGCUAUUGAACUCAGAGGUUAACUUGUUGAAGAAAAAGGUAGAGACCCUUGAUGAAGAUGUACUCUUGAAAGAAGGUCAAAUAACAAUCUUAAAAGACACGCUAGGUAACAAAACCUUUGACCUCCUUGCCAGUCCUGAAUCUGCACGAGAAUUCCUACUGGAAUGAUUGAAAAUAAGUGGAGCUUUUGGUUAGAUGAGCAAUCAAUUACACACUGUUCAUAGCUUAGACUUUGAAGUUGUGGUUUUGAGUUUGCUUCCGCCCCUCCCACAUUUAGUCAACAGAAUAUAUACCUUUAUUCUUCUGUAAAAGGCGGGUUUCAAUAUUGUAGUUGGUGUCCCUUUGGUCAAAAUCAGGAAGAAAAAAAAAAAAACUGUUCAUGCAAUGCUUUAUUGGAUAUCUCCCUUUGCUGUAUUGGCUUUUGCUUUUUUGUAUACAUGUAUUGGUCUGCCGUCUGUGGGAAGAAAAAAAGAACUACAAAUUUUUCCUUCA